AUGGAGGGCAUCUCGGCAAGCGCCCUCUCACUCCAACGUCCUCGAAAACUGGCAAACACGCAACAAAGCCUCCUUUUGGUCCGUUUCACGGGAACUCCUACUGGACGCCGGAGCGGAAACGCUGACCGUUCCUCGGGCGCGCGAGCACGCGCAGAGGGAGGCGGCGGGCUUUGACGUUCGGAGACGUCGAUCGCGCGCGGAGGGAGGCGGCGGGCUUUGACGUUCGGAGACGUCGAUCGCGCGCUUUAGGUUUUCCUCCUGGAGGUUUUUUCCUCCGGAUCCCGGAGACGAUUUCGUCACACGGGGCACACGCAUUCGGGAGCGGCGGAUUGAUACGAGUCAUGAUUCGUCAAUCCUGGGACUCGGCUAUUCACGGUUCAUGAUUCAUGAGUCUGGGUCCAUGUUUGGGUGCCCAGCCACUGGAGCAACGCGCGACUUUUUGCUUGGGAGUCACGGGUCACAAAAAUUUUCAAAAUUACUAACGUGUAGGUACUUAAACUUAAAAAAAUUUUAAGUUUAAGUUAUUAUAGAGUUGUAGUUUCUCAUGGUUCGAAUGGCAAAAACCGGCAGAAGCCACGCCGCGCGGAUGGGCUGGGCACCCCAUACAUAUCGUUGUAAAUGUUAAUAUAUGUAUGUAUGAGGUAUAUAUAAGACACAUGAGCAACACACAUCCUCAGUCUCAGACGCAACUUUUCUGUGACGACCGACAGGUGGACCGCCACCGUCGUAUGAUAAGUGUGGCUUAACUAUGAUAUUGUAUGAUGUACCAUCGGACAUCGCGCGCAAUAUAUUGGACACAACUUUUCAUGCUUAAAGGGGAGCGGCGUGAUACACGAGGGACCAUCUUACCACGAAGAAAUGGGCACCUCUGGUACCUAAAACGUGGCACCCUCGUGCACGCGCGAGGUCGCGCGACAACUCUUGAGUCAUGAACGGGAGCGACCCAUCAAAGGCGACACGCGCACACGGAUCAUCGGCCACCCGUCUUCGCCGUGUGCUUUGCAGUACCCCGAU
Molecule: messenger RNA, 1014 nt
Organism: Ostreococcus lucimarinus CCE9901
Lineage: Eukaryota; Viridiplantae; Chlorophyta; Mamiellophyceae; Mamiellales; Bathycoccaceae
Exons: 1
Coding region: 1-174 (57 amino acids)
Source: RefSeq, a predicted model, not a curated record